UAAAUAUUAAAAAAAAUCUAAAAACGAAAAAAAUUCCUCCGAUCUCGCCGCACACUCGCCGCCGCCGACGCGCUCUCGAUCCCUCCCCUGGCCGCGGCGGCAUGGGGAAUACUCCGGCGGCGGCGGCCGAUCUCCGGUUCUGCUUGCUCGAGGAAGGCCGGCCGCCUCCGGUCGCAGCCGCGUGCAACCCGACGCCCCCAUGGCUCCUCGCGAUUAGGGUAAGCCGUGUUGAUUUCCUCAGUUUUUUUUUUCUCGCCGGAUUCGAUCGUAGUCUGAUGUGGCUUCUCCCGCAAUGGUUCUGCAUCAUCGCCGCCGUCGCGAUGGUGGCCGUGUUCGCCGCCGAGAUCUUCCCCUGGUGCGAGAGCAAGGGCGAUGUGGCCCUGUGCGCCAUCGCCCUGGCCGGCGCGCUGCUCAUGGGGCCGAUCCUGGGGUUGGCGAUGACGGCGUGCGCCGCCGACGACGACGAGGCCGCCGCGCGCAUCCCGUCCCGGUACACCAGGAGCGAGGAGAACAUGGGGCGAGCCGCCAUCAUGGCCGUGGCGCUGCUGGGGCUCUACGUCAUCUACCUCGCCGCCGUGCGCGGCGGCGACAGCGGCAGGUUCCUGGACGCGGCUUGCUACGUCAUGAUGGGUCUCGGGCUGAUCGUUGGUCACUCCGUUACGUGGAUCGAGGGAUGCUUUCUGCGCCGUGAUUAGAGACGAAGACCCUCAGUUAGGCUUUCUCAGAUGAAGACUCAGUCACUGAUGGAGGCAUAAUUGUGAUUGUCAUUAGAUGGAGCAUUUGCACAUUACUGUUGAUAUCAUCUACCCUUACAGCUGACAGUGUUUUUUUUUUUCAUUUAGUCGGAUUAGAGACGAAGACUGUCAGUUAGGCUUUCUGGGGUGUGAUUCUUACAGUGUUUUUUUUCAUUUAGUCGGAUUAGAGACGAAGACCCUCAGUUAGGCUUUCUGGGGUGUGAUUAGAGAGGAAGGCUCUCAGUUACUGAUGGAGGCAUAAUCGUGAUUGUCAUUAGAUGGAGCUUUUGCACAUUAUUACUGUUGAUAUCAUCUACCCUUGCAGUGUUUUUUUUUUCAGGAGUAGUUUGGGAUAUAUGAUGAGAUAAUGAAACUUGAGUUUUGAUCUUGCA
Oryza sativa Japonica Group (Japanese rice) is the source of this 1126-nucleotide messenger RNA. RefSeq lists its product as uncharacterized. The record is from RefSeq and is a predicted model, not a curated record. NCBI's taxonomy places the organism in Eukaryota, Viridiplantae, Streptophyta, Magnoliopsida, Poales, Poaceae.